Molecule: messenger RNA, 1087 nt
Organism: Penaeus vannamei (Pacific white shrimp)
Lineage: Eukaryota; Metazoa; Arthropoda; Malacostraca; Decapoda; Penaeidae
Source: RefSeq, a predicted model, not a curated record
UGCCUUCAACAUGUGUGCGAUAAUAGUUUUCGUUUUUACAGCCAUCUGCUAUCCUGCCGUGGCUGGUGUGCCCAUUCGGCAACUUACACCUGUUCCUCCAAUCGAGGUCCCUGCUAAAGGACCUCCUCUUCCUGAGUCUACUGGAGGACCUCCUCCUCCUGGCCAGCGGAUCGUGGGAGGCCGCGAGGCAUUGCCGCACGAGCACGGAUACCAGGCGUGUCUUCUUAAGAAAACUCGUUAUCUUUGUGGGGGCGCUAUCCUCAGUGAUAUGUUUAUCUUGACAUCUGCCAACUGCGUAUCAGAUUCUGCGCAAUUGUAUGUACUUGUGGGCCGCUACAAUUUACUGGAAGCGGAGAGCAGUAGCCAGAGGAUUCCGGUUGGGAAAGUAUUUAUUCACCCGGACUUUCAUGCCAGUCUGAGUCACUUAAAGGCUGAUAUUGCUCUUGUGAAAUUGAAAAAGAAGAUAGAUAUGAAUGAUAAAGUUUUCCCUAUCAAAUUGCCGACUAGUGACGCGUACAAUGGUAUGCCUCUGGUGGUCACUGGGUGGGGGAAAACUUUGCACGCUCAUGGACCAGGAUUUAUUCCCCUUCAAGUAAUGGAAACCAGGGCAAUGUCUCGUAUGGAAUGCAUGGAUGCUUAUGGCAAUGUGGACAUAAUUUGCACAACGUCGGAGUUUCAAACUGCAGCCCCUUGCGAUGGCGACUUCGGAUCUCCGGCGGUGUUCAACGAUACUGUCUAUGGUAUCAGUAGCUUCAUAUCGGGUUGUAAGACACAAUCCCCUCAAGGAUUCAUUAAUGUGUUUUUUUAUCGCAAAUUUAUCGAUAAAGUGAUGAAUCCUAAUGCUGCACCCAAUGGGUGCGGUAUUUUGGAUCUGUCAUUAGUACAUAUUGUAUUGGUUCAACUCUUUUGUAUUGUAUAUGGGACGCAACAGCGCAGGUGUACACCACAGUGGCUGCAUCUAGACUUAGACCUUGAUUAUUUGCCUUUUCUUGUGCACAUCUUGCAUCUGUAUUCUUUAUUGAGAAAAUUCAGGAAAUACUCCAGUAUUACCAAAGUGCAUGGGAACAGGCACACUAUAUGCUUAUAG